Owenia fusiformis is the source of this 1044-nucleotide messenger RNA. The record is from the annotation of a GenBank genome assembly. NCBI's taxonomy places the organism in Eukaryota, Metazoa, Annelida, Polychaeta, Sabellida, Oweniidae.
UUCUGCCUUUAAGCUGAAGACGACUAAUAACAUUAAUAUACUAUAGUAUUGCAAUCUGGUGUUUCAAAAUUUCAAAGUUUAUCGAGACCGAAUUUCUCUGUUUAGCCGGGUUACUAUUUACAAUUGUAUUGAUUUUGCUUAGACUAUUCACAACCUUCAAGGACUUGUUGUGAAUUAGGAUUAAUAUCAGCCUGGAGAACCAGCAUUGAUUGGAUUAUUGUAAAGAAAGGAAGACCACAUAUAAACUUGGGAAACGCAGUGGAUGUUUUGGAUCUAAAAUAAAGAUUACUGUCCAUUGUUGCAAUGUCUGACCCAGCAUAUCCACCGCCGGAUAACAAAGGGAACUUUGGGAACACACCAGCGUAUAACGAUCCAAACAUCCCACCUCAACCAAGCAUGCCUCCUCAAGGGGGAUAUGGUAUGCAGCCCAAUCCUUAUGGAGCUCCACCACCUGGUCAAUACGGUGGUGCACACCCAGGGGCUUAUUACGGACCCCCUCCCCCGGGAAAUUAUGGGGGACAAUAUGGGGGACAAUAUGGCGGACAAAAUCAACCACCACAAAACGUGAUCAUUCAUACCCAACCACAACCAACCACUCAAACUGUGGUGGUUUCACCAGGCAUCCGGCCGAGUGACAACUUGGCCCUCGCUAUCUUCACGACGCUUUGUUGCAACCUUCUCUUUGGCAUCAUCGCAAUAAUAUUCUCGGUGAUGUCGUCAUCAGACGCAGAUGCUGGGGACAUGGAGAGUGCAAGAACGAAAGGAAGGAUAUCUAUGGGACUUAGUAUUGCAGGGAUAGUGUUGACCAUUAUCGCCAUUGUAUUUGUUAUCAUCUAUUUCACAGUUAUCGUCAGUUCUGCAUUAAGCAUCUUUGGCUAGAAAAUAGAGGUUACGAUGAUGAUACUAAUAGUAGCAAUAUAGUCAAAUAUACGGAGAACGUAAAAAGGAAACAUAUAACAAUGGAAAAGACAAGAUAUGCGUAGACUCAAUUCGAUAAAUAGACUACAUACAUAUAUGCACUAAUAUCCCAGAUGCGAGUAGAAA